This is a messenger RNA of Trametes versicolor FP-101664 SS1, 693 nucleotides long. RefSeq lists its product as uncharacterized. Lineage: Eukaryota; Fungi; Basidiomycota; Agaricomycetes; Polyporales; Polyporaceae. Bases 1 to 693 code for a protein of 230 amino acids. The record is from RefSeq and is a predicted model, not a curated record. The transcript is spliced from 2 exons.
AUGCCAAAUAUCGUAGAAUGGGACUCGGAAGAGGACGGACACCGUCGCCAUCGCCGCAAGGCCUCCACGGUCCACGGAUGGGUGACCAAGAUGCGCGGGACGCUCUUGGGCAGCGAGAACACCCGCCGGCAGGGCCUGUACGAGAUGAAGGAGGCCCGCGCGAUACGGAGACACAAGCAGGAGCACCCCGAGGCGUACCGCACGCGCAACCGCAGCAACGGCGGCACCAUACUCUGGAUCUUCCCCAGGCGCAGUCGCCGCCGCCCUGAGCGCGAACACGACCACGGACACCGCUCGCACUCCCAUGGACACGCCCACUCCAACUCUCACUCGCACGGCCACUCGCAUUCGCAUGGUGGGCACGCACACUCGAACUCGCGCUCCCAUUCCCGCCGGCGCCGCCAUCACGACGAGCCUAGGUACGACGACCGCUAUCGUGAACGGCACUCGCGGCGGCACCCUUUCCUCCACUUCCACCACCGCGUCAGGCCGCACCAUCAUGGCGUCGGCACUUUCAUCAUGGGAUGUUUAUUGGGAAAACGAGACAUGAGGGAUAAGGGCAGAUAUCUCAUGCGGCUCGCUCAUAAGGAGAGACGCAGGGAGCGUCAGAUGCGCAGGAGGGAGAGGCGGGACGAGGCGUAUGCGAUGAAGAUGGACCGCACGUCGAACGGGCACACAUGGUGGCACAGGUGA